UGUGUUGUCUGAGAAUUAAGAAGCAGCAGCAGUAGGUUGAAAGAAGUAGUGGAAGAGCAAAUAUUUGAAGGGCAUGGCGGUGAAGACGCGCGAGAAUCCCAUGGACACAGGCAAAGAUAUUAUUACCAACAAAAGUAAAAACGAGAUCUUUGCUUCUUGUUCUUUCUCCAGUAUUGGCCUUCACCCUACCUUAUGCGAACAGCUCCGAGAAAGGCUGGGUUUUGAAGUCCCUACACAAGUGCAGGCUCAAGCAAUUCCGACCAUUCUAUCCGGCCGUCAUGUACUUGUUAAUGCCGCAACAGGCACUGGCAAAACGGUUGCUUAUUUGGCUCCAGUUAUUCACCACUUGCAGAACUACAAUCCUCGAAUUCAGCGGUCUGAUGGAACUUUUGCGUUGGUUCUUGUACCAACGCGUGAGUUAUGCAUGCAGGUGUAUGAAAUUCUGCAGAAGAUAUUGCACCGAUUUCAUUGGAUUGUUCCAGGUUACAUAAUGGGUGGUGAAAACAGAUCAAAAGAGAAAGCCAGGUUGCGCAAAGGCAUAUCUAUUCUUGUUGCAACUCCUGGACGACUCUUGGAUCACCUAAAGAACACAACAUCAUUCUUGCACACAAAUUUGCGAUGGAUAAUUUUUGAUGAAGCAGAUAUGAUUCUGGAAUUAGGAUUUGGCAAAGAAAUAGAAGAAAUUCUAGAUAUUUUGGGUUCUAGGCAACAUGACUCCACUAGCAUGAAUAAUUCAGCCUCAAGUGUGUCUGAAUUUCCGAGGCAGAAUUUGCUUUUAUCAGCUACACUAAAUGAAAAAGUAAAUCAUCUUGCUAAAAUUAGUUUAGAGAAUCCUGUUAUGGUUGGUCUUGAAGACAAAAGGAUGCAGCCUAUAUCAUCACCAGAGGAUUUAGGAUCUGCAGGAUCUGAUAUGCAUGACAUGGGACAGCCAUUAAAAAUAACAAGCCCUUCUGCUGGAGAUUAUAUACUUCCAGCGCAAUUAAUUCAGAGAUAUGUAAAAGUACCAUGUAAUUUACGGCUCGCUGUACUUCUUUCCAUUCUAAAGCAUCUUUUGGAGAGAGAAGCAUCCUCAAAGAUUGUGGUAUUCUUUUCAACAUGUGAUGCAGUGGAUUUUCACUACUCAUUGUUGAGUAAAUUCCAAUAUUCACAACCAGAGGCAGAAGUAAAACAGAUGUUUCUUAAAUGCAAAACUUUCCGGUUACAUGGUAAUAUGAAGCAGGAGGAUCGAAGAAUCACGUUUCAGGCUUUCAAGGCGGAGAAGUUUGCUCUUCUUUUUUCCACAGAUGUUGCUGCUAGAGGGUUAGAUUUUCCAAAAGUUAAAUGUAUCAUACAGUACGAUUCUCCAGGCGAGGCUACUGAAUAUGUGCACAGGGUUGGUAGAACUGCUCGGUUGGGCCAAAAAGGAGUCGCAUUGUUAUUUUUACAGCCUGUUGAAAUGGAUUAUUUACAGCACUUGGAGAAGCAUGGUGUGCCGCUAACAGACUACCCUCUCCUCAAAGUGUUGGAUGGUUUCUCAUCCUAUGUUCAGAAGCACCAUAGAAAGAAAUUUAUUUUCAUAGAGUCGCAUCCUUGGGUUCUAUCUUUGCAGAAGGCACUUGAAGCAUUUAUCUUAGCUGAGUCAAAUAUGAAGGAGCUGGCAAAGAAUGCAUUUUGCUCUUGGGUUCGAGCAUAUACUGCCCAUCGUGGUGAGCUAAAAACAAUCUUUAUGGUAAAGAAGCUUCACUUAGGGCAUGUUGCAAAAAGCUUUGCACUCAAAGAACAACCCUCCUUGGUUGGAAAAUCAUUCCAGAAGGAAACAAAAAAGAGGAAGAGAAACGAAAAGCAAAAGGGGUUAUCAAAAAAGAGGAAGGUAAUUAGUAAAACUUGAUUCCAGAGCCCACACGAAGGGUUUAUUGAGGUGAGAGAAGCACAAUUGGAGAAGCUUUAUUCUGGUGGGUCAUUGUCUUGUAAGCUAUAGUAAAAGUUCACAAAGAUGCUUUCUUUACUUUUGUUUUUUUUUGGUGUAAUCUGGUGGUAAUGAGCUAACUUUAACUAGAUGGAAGCUGAGUGUGAAGCACAACAUAUGUGGAUUACGAUGUUGUGGCUGUCUAUUGUUGCAUUUGCUUAGAUUAGAAAUGGUACGAGGUUAAUUACCCUAGUCCUUUGAGAGUUGGUAUUCAGAUUCGGCUGUAAAAAAUUUGACUUUAAGCAAUAGUUUUGAAAUGAAACAGUACUUUGCAAGCGAA
Ziziphus jujuba (common jujube) is the source of this 2225-nucleotide messenger RNA. RefSeq names its product DEAD-box ATP-dependent RNA helicase 17. Gene Ontology annotation, biological process: ribosome biogenesis. Gene Ontology annotation, molecular function: nucleic acid binding; ATP binding; RNA helicase activity. The transcript is spliced from 10 exons. NCBI's taxonomy places the organism in Eukaryota, Viridiplantae, Streptophyta, Magnoliopsida, Rosales, Rhamnaceae. The record is from RefSeq and is a predicted model, not a curated record. The coding region runs from base 74 to 1867 and encodes 597 amino acids. Gene Ontology annotation, cellular component: nucleus.